Molecule: messenger RNA, 2208 nt
Organism: Planococcus citri (citrus mealybug)
Lineage: Eukaryota; Metazoa; Arthropoda; Insecta; Hemiptera; Pseudococcidae
Exons: 7
Coding region: 204-2093 (629 amino acids)
Source: RefSeq, a predicted model, not a curated record
GUUGGUGAAUUGAAUGGUGAUAACGUGAUAAGCCGAAAUUAAAUUCCUGCAAUUCCUUUUAUAUUUCUUUCUUUCGUGUCGUUCUUCAAAAAUUAAUUUCACAAAAUCGAGUUACAAGCUUUCGAUGAAGUGUUGGUUUGUUAUAUUUUCACAUUUUUCGUGAUGUUCGUCUCAUCAAACGUUUUGAUGAAGUGGUCGCCAGUAUGAGCGUAUAUUCUACACCCACGAGAACAUGUAUUGACGAAGGAUCUUCUCCGACUCCGAGCAGCAAUCAGUCCUUUUAUUUCACUCCUGGAGAGACGUUUUCUUUUCUCACUCCUCAAACCAAAUCGAGAAAACGCGCGACUCCAUACAGAGGAAGAGUACCGAAGUUCAACGUCUACAACAAAGAACUGUCAAGAUCAGACGAUAAUCUACACCAAAACAAUGAUAUCGCAGGCGUCACUUCACCAAUUCCAAUCACCGUACGAGAUGCCGUUAAAUGGGAAUGUCAGAAUGCGCAUUCCGCUAGAGAAACGGUGAUAUCCAUCGAUAAAGAAAAUAUCGGUGUUCAAUUGUGUUCAACGCCAUAUUUACCUCUUGGAGGAACUCCGAGCAAAUUUACACCAUUGAGAAAUAUUUCCAAUCAACCGAAUGACAAGAAUGCUACUGUUUUUGAAGCUCGAAUAUCUAGUAUUGGUAAACAUUUUGACUUGAGGGUAAAAACCGAAGCUGACGUUGAUCAACCCACUAAGUGCAGUGUUGUUCGAAAUAGUCCAAAUUCAACAUCUAGUAGCAAUAAGAAUGAAUCGGCGAUAAAUCUUCCGGUUACAGAAUCUAGUAGUAACAGAACUAAAAAAAAAGUAACUCUGUUUCGCCGUUUUGGAAUAGGUCGCAAGUCGCCGCGAAAAUUAGCUAAAAUUAAUUCGAAAAGUGUUCAAAAAUCUGGCGAAAUGGUCGACACGCGAACUCAAAUUGAUGGCGAAAUCAAUUCAGCUAGCUUUAGUAAAGAAGACGUUGAAAAUACCGAUGUGUCAAGAAUUGAAGAUGAACGACUUCGAGUGAAAGAUGAAACUUCGAGUAUGGAUAAAAAUUCGUCGGGCAGUCCUCGACCUCCUUUAUUAAUCGAAAAGAAAUCGUCUCCUAGAAAAAUUAAAUUUUGGCAAUUCGUCAGGAUCAAAAGGUUCAGAAUCUCGCCAGUGAAACGAUUAUUCACUAAACCCACAAGAUAUUUAAUCUCAUUCAAGGAGAAAAUUACCAAGCGCUUUUCGCGACAUCCCAUUAAAACGCUGCUUAAUUCGAAACCGGAAGAUAUUUCAACUGAAACGAAUUCAGUUCAAACGCACCGAAUUUGUACGCUAUGCCUUGAAAAUUUAAAUACCAAAGAAGAAGCUAUGUCAAAAGCGUUAUCCGCCCUUAUGGCGAAAUUGACUUCAAUGGAGGAAGAACUGAAAGAGAUAAAGGGCUAUGUCAAAAAUAAUGCUAGCAGCAUUUCAAACCAUAAUAGAAACGUUCCAGUUCCUCCGUUGCCGCCUCCUCCACCGCCACCACCUCCUCCGCCGAAUUUCUUGAACUUGGAUCGAUCUGCUGGAACUUUGAAAAGGAAGGCUGAUCUCACUACGCCGGAAAAUGUUGACCAUGCGGUGAAAAGACCGGCGAUUAAAAACGAAAAGACUCAAUUUUCUAUCACUGUAGAAGAUAUUAGAAGUGUGAAACUCAGAAAAACGCCGGCUCGUGUUUUCAAACCACGCGAAACAAACCAGCCAAACACGGUGAAUGGCGAUGAUGCGCCGCAAUCAUUAAGAAUGAAAAAUAUUAAAAAGAGCGUAAAAAAUGGUAAAAAACGAACUCACAGCUUAGCAGAAUUAAGUUCUAGAGAGAAUGUGACGAUUAAUCGAGAAGCUGUUAUAGACUCGAGCGAUGUGAGCACGCCUUAUAAAGAGAAUUUUUCAACAAUGUGCAUACACGAAGAAACUCCAGUCAGCAGCAAGAAUACUUUGAUGAAUAAUCGAUCUCAGAAAAGAAAAGAAUGGCUGAUAGAAUCGCCUAUUAGAAAACGCGUCAAUACCGGUAAUAAUUCUAGUAUUUAUUGUGAUGCUGAAUCCGAAUAUUGAUUCGCGAUUCAAUGUUCUUUAUUUGUGUCGUUUAGAAAGCAUUUCUAUAAUGUACAAUUAAUUUUUUUAUAGUCGUAUUUUAUUUUGAGAAUAAUACUCGUGAUUGUCGAUGGUC